This is a messenger RNA of Diuraphis noxia (Russian wheat aphid), 924 nucleotides long. RefSeq names its product juvenile hormone esterase-like. Lineage: Eukaryota; Metazoa; Arthropoda; Insecta; Hemiptera; Aphididae. The record is from RefSeq and is a predicted model, not a curated record.
GUUUGGUCACUAGACAUACGCUUUUAAGUUUUAACCUUUUAACAUUAAGUUCGUAUACUAACCGUGACGUUACUGGGUCACGACUCACGAAUAACGAUUGUGGAAAUGUGGACUUUUAACUUUUAAGCUCAGGCGUGAUGUUGUCAGUGCGGACCGGGCCGGACGUCCGUCUGUUCCCCGCUGUACGUGUUCCGAUGCUGUUCUGCUUCGAAUAAAAAAUCAAUUUUUGACAACUUAAUACUUAUUCGUUCGAUUAUGUCGACACCAUGGAGGACGUUCGUCAAAUGGCGUUUCAUCACUAAAAUUCUAGUCAACAAAUUCAAGGAAUUUUUGUCCAGCACUGUCGUAAGAUACCUGACGCCACAAAAUAAAACAACUGUUUUUAUUGAGCAAGGCACUUUACAAGGAAUUCACUAUAAAACACAAGUGUCAAAUAAGCCUUAUGUCAGUUUUUUAGGCAUACCCUAUGCUAAACCACCUGUUGGAAAACUGAGAUUCAAGCCUCCUGUCAAACAUCCAGGAUGGUCUGGUACAUUGAAAGCAUUUUCCGUAGGAAAUAUGAGCAUGCAGUAUUCUUUCUUAGAGAAAAAAAUUGUUGGAAGUGAAAAUUGUUUAUAUUUAAACAUAUUUGUGCCAUUGGAAGAACAAAAUGAAAAGAAGGCAGUGAUGGUGUUCAUACAUGGAGGGAUGUUUUAUAACGGAUCUGGAUCGCUAGAUUUCUACUCUCCUGAUUAUUUGAUUGAUGAAAAUGUUAUCAUAGUUACAAUCAACUAUCGUUUGAAUGCUCUUGGAUUUCUMAACUUCGAUAUUGAUGAAUGUCCUGGCAAUAUGGGUUUAAAAGAUCAACUGUUUGCAAUUAAAUGGGUAAAAGCUAAUAUUAAUGCGUUUGGAGGAGAUGCUCAAAACAUUACUAUUUUUGGAGAG